GGUAUAUGCUGAGCCAGCUGAGCUUGCAAGCAAAUAAACGUACAAAGUUACCUCAGGACCUGCUGCCAAAACCGUUCGUCGCUCGAUUCAUGCGGGUCCUUCUCGUAACGUCGCAAUUUGCAGCAGAGCGGUAUGGUGUGACGCGCUGUCUUCCUUCGUAGCGUCGUCGUCGGGCGGCAGCAGGUAUACAAAACCCGCGGGGCCGGGCCGUACGCGAUGGUCGCCCCGCCCGUCUUCGCCGCACGCUGAAAACAUCCGAGCGUGGUGUAGCGAUGGCAGCACCGAAGGACGUGUCUCGCUCGCCGUUCGAGUUCCUCAGCCUCGUGCCGCAGGGCCAUGAGAAGGCGCUCAAGCUGGCCGUGUACAACACGGCGACGCUCGUGUUCGCCGCCUUCGUGAGCGCAGCCGGCGUGGCCGUGUACUUCAUACUGCAGCCUUUCCUGGGCCCGCUCCUGUGGGCUCUCCUGUUCGGAUCGGUGCUGCACCCGUUCAAGCGAUCGCUGUGCCUGCUCCUGGGAGGAUGGCUGGACGCCCUGCGCGAGGCGGGCACCCCGCUUGCCGUGGGCGUGUUCUGCCUGCCCUUCCAGGUAGUCGACAGCGUCGCCGAACGGGCCUGCAACACGGUGCUGCGGUACUUCAAGUGGUUCCUCGCCGCCUCCGUACUCGUGCCGCUCGUCUACUUCGCGCACCACUUCUUGCCCGUCACGGUCGCCUGGAAAGUGUUCGCCGUCCUGCGCGUCUUCUAUCACAUCGUGUCGGCCACGAUGGAGAUCUUCUCCUCGGGAUGGAUGGUCUGGGGCAUGUUGGUGGGCUAUCUCGGUGCGCUGGUGUUUUGGUGGACGCCACAGACAGAAGGGCCCCUUCGGGCCAUGUCACCUGCUGUUUGGUUGGCGGUCGUAUGCCAUCUCGCCACUGUGGCAGGCAUGUGGCGGGUGCCAAUCCUGGCCGCUUUCCUGGCCCUGCUUGCCACGGGAUUCCUGGCCGAGCUACGUGGGGCCACAAGUGAAAAUGGGGAGCAUGGAGCAGGAGAGCCGGGUUCGCCUUGUGUGAGCACAUUGUAUGCUGGCUGGGCAUGGCUCACAGGGUCAUCUGUGGCAGCAUCAGCUCAGGACCACCUGGGCCCUCCCAAGCCGAUCACCAAGAAGCGGGUGUCGUUCAGCCUUGAGCCAGACACUGUGUUUCUGCCUGGCAUGGCCCCACCAGAGUCUACACGCAAGUCCUCUCAAGACAAAGGCACCAGCCACGAGGCUGACGGUGCCGACGGCAAAAGCAGCGCGUCGUCAGACGAAGGGAAACUAGCGCCCCGGCACUCGGCUUUGCAUCGACAACCCUCCCCGGCACCUGGAUCGAGUGAGGGUGACAUCAUUCUGCCCGCCAUCACAGUGAGGCCAACCAUCACCGUGCAGGACAGCGACCAGGAGAACAAAAACAAGGACGACGAUGCCGAGGCGAAAGGCAGUAAGGAUGCCGGGAGGAGUAGGCUGUACCUGUCCACCCUGGUGUGGGCAUGCCUGCUGGCUCAACUGUGGCGCUACAUCUGGCUCCUGCACCUUACCUACGUGCCCUUGCUGUACACCGUCAUCAAGCGAGUGGGAAGCCACUUGAACCUGUGGAGCUGUCUGCAGGAUCAAUCGCGCACUGUGUGCUGGACGUUGCGUAACUGGUACGACGAGCGCAGCCAGGCCCUUUUCCCGGCCCCAGUGCAUGGACUGUGGCGACUGCUGAGGGAGGGAGACAAGCGAAUGGUGUCUGUGCUGAAAACGUCAAUAGACUCUCUCACCACCAUUGGAAUUCUGUUGCUGGUGAUUCUGCUGGCCACUGUUGGCACCAUCUUCCUUGCUUUGCAGGUGUACGGUGAAAGCAUGCACUUGGUGGAGGUGACAAGCAGCCUCAUCAACCACACCGUUGUCAACAGCCCAGAGCUACAGGAACUGCUGCCUGAGUCCCUGCGCAAUGCCCAGGGGGCAUUCGACUCAAUGCUGGGAGAUGCCUACCUCUACGGGCGUCAGUGGAUCAGUGGCGCAGUGCGACGUGCCCUGGACGAUGCGGAUGAGUCGCACAAGUUGGAAGUUGAGCGGCAAACGCUGGAGCUGUGGGACCGUGCCUACCACUUGUGGGUGGCACGCAAUGCCACUGAUGACCCCACCCUGCACCACGGGCCCUCGUGGGACGCCCUCACAGAUUCUCUGCGCAAUCUCGAUUUCUCCCUGUUCACCAGCUUCAUCAGAGACAACAUUGGCACACUUAUGUCGGUGUUUGAAUCUAUCUGGAACCUGCUAAAGGGCAACAUCAGCGUCGUUCUCAGCCUGGUUACGACGACAAUCUCAAUCUUGUUUGGCGGUGGUACCGCAGUUCUCAACUUCGUGCUGAAUUUUGUCGUUUUCAUGACUGCACUCUACUACCUUCUGCGUGCAAGCAAGGAACGCUACAAGCCACUGGAUCUCUUUGCUAGCAUGUUGCCAGGCUCAGCUAGCCGCCUGGGUGAAGCGGUCGAGGAAGCUGUGGCAGGCGUCUUUGCAGCCUCUUUCAAGAUGGCUGCAUUUUAUGGUCUCUACACGUGGCUUAUACAUACGCUCUUUGAUGUCAAGAUGGUGUACAUUCCCACUGCACUGGCAUCCCUGUUUGGGGCAGUGCCUUUCAUUGGUGCAUACUGGGCUUGCCUGCCAGCCGUGCUGGAGCUGUGGCUGGUUCAAGCACAGCGCCUCAAGGCACUCCUCAUGCUCAUCUGCCAACUGGCGCCCACUUACUUCGUUGACUGCGCCAUCUAUGCCGAGAUUAAGGGGGGUGGUCAUCCCUUUUUGACUGGGCUGGCGAUAGCAGGCUGGUGUCUUCUGCCUGGGUUUCCAGGGUGCACUGUUUGGGCCCAUGCUUCUGUGUGUUCUCAUUGUAGCCAUGAAAGUGUACCGCUCUGUGAUGCAAUCCAUGCCCGCUGGCUCAGGGGAACGGCGCUUCAGCUUCAAGAGGAUGUUCACAAUAGACUAGCGUGGCAUGGUGCACAUCACCCCUGUGGACACAAGAUACAACAGCAGAUGAAGCAUCCUGUUAUCUGUUGACAUCCUGCCUCCUUACCUGCUGCUAGUCAUUUUGUGCCUUGCUCAGCCAAUUUAAAAGUCGCCAAUCCAUGCCUUCCGUCUGCAGCGCACAAUAGCCACUGCAGCCUACAUCUCUGGCUCACGCAGGCGCCUUUUUACGUUGUUUACGCAAUGUUUUCUUACGUACACUAUGCCAAUUAAUGCAGCACAGCGAAAUAUAAACGUGUUGUCGCUUCGCUCGAAUGUUUUGAAAGUAUGUUGGAGCAAUAAUACUCGCAAUGUCACAAGUUCUCGUCGUGCUUGCAUUUCGAUACGGCCGAAGUACUACUAACACCAAAGAACGUCUCGCAAUUUUACUGGUCACAUCGUGCGAAGUUUGUCUCGCGGUCAUUGAGGCAUAUGACGAAGAAUGGCAACUCUUUGUGUAUAUUGUGUGCGUCCAGAAAAGUAAUGUUAUUGGAAAGAUUUUGCAUUUGAAUAGCGUAGUUCAGAAUUUUCACUCGGUGCAAUCAUUUUAGGGCAAAUCUGUGCUGACAAGUUCGCCUAAUACUGUGUGAUUCAGUGAUGAAUGUUGAAUAGAUCGAUAGCAGGCUACUCGACGUUUGACAAUUGCCUUCAUGUUACCUGGUGCCCAACCGUUGUUGAUAGAGAAGCUGCUUGCUGUUCAGACUAUUCACAAUAUACAUCAGAUCUGCAGGAUGAAACCAUCACUAUUAUUUACAAAAUAAAGGUUGUGUUUGAUGAA
Messenger RNA from Rhipicephalus microplus (southern cattle tick), 3777 nucleotides. RefSeq names its product transmembrane protein 245. The record is from RefSeq and is a predicted model, not a curated record. NCBI's taxonomy places the organism in Eukaryota, Metazoa, Arthropoda, Arachnida, Ixodida, Ixodidae.